Molecule: messenger RNA, 2667 nt
Organism: Pteronotus mesoamericanus
Lineage: Eukaryota; Metazoa; Chordata; Mammalia; Chiroptera; Mormoopidae
Product: protocadherin gamma-A4-like
Exons: 1
Coding region: 214-2667 (817 amino acids)
Biological process (GO): homophilic cell-cell adhesion
Cellular component (GO): plasma membrane
Molecular function (GO): calcium ion binding
Source: RefSeq, a predicted model, not a curated record
CUGCUCACCAAUCAGGGAAACAACAACUGGGAAUUUACUGUGAGCCACAAGAUUUCUGCAUCACAAAGCGCUGACCCUGGGGCUUUACUAAAGCUCCGAGCUGGAUUCCGGAACUCUAACAGCGGACGGUGAAAAUACACUGUCUUGAACCGCGACGAUCCCGAAGCUCCUCAGGCCUCCACCGAGGAAAAACCCAAGCGCGGCAGGGCUGUAAUGGCGGCUCCUCCUCAACGUCCAGACUGCAGCAGGCUGGUUGGGAUUUACCUUCUCUUGGGGGCCCUGUGGGAAAUCCGGGCAGAACAGAUCCGCUACUCUGUUCCUGAGGAGCUAGAGAAAGGCUCCUUUGUGGGCAACAUCGCCAAGGACUUGGGGUUGGAGUCCCGGGAGCUGGCGGAGCGCGGAGUCCGCAUCGUCUCCAGAGGUAGGACCCAGCUCUUUGCUCUGAACCCGAGAAGCGGCAGCUUGGUCACCGCGGGCAGAAUAGAUCGGGAGGAGCUCUGUGAUAGAUCUCCAAAGUGUGUAGUAAGCCUGGAGAUUCUCCUAGAGGACAAAGUGAAGAUUUUUGGAGUAGAAGUGGAAAUAAUCGAUAUUAAUGAUAACGCGCCCAACUUUGGGACAGAGCAAAGGGAAAUAAAAGUCGCUGAAAAUGAGACUCCUGGAACAAGAUUCCCUCUUCCUGAAGCUUUUGAUCCGGAUGUAGGGAUAAAUUCCUUGCAGGGUUACCAGCUCAGCUCAAAUGUUCACUUCUCCCUGGACGUGCAAAACGGAGCUGAUGGGAUAAAAUACCCUGAACUGGUGCUGGAGCACGCCCUGGACCGUGAGGAAGAGGCGGUUCACCACCUGGUUCUCAUCGCCUUCGAUGGAGGAGACCUGGUUCACUCCGGCACUACCAGGAUUCAUGUAACGCUUGUGGAUACCAAUGACAAUGCUCCCCUAUUCACUCAGCCCGAGUACCACGUGAGUGUUCGGGAGAAUGUGCCGGUGGGCUCCAGAAUCGUCACUGUAAAAGCCACUGAUCCAGAUGAAGGAGCUAAUGGAGAAGUGGCAUAUUCUUUACGGAAAGUAAGAGAUAAAAUAUCGCAGCUAUUCCAGUUGAAUUCUGUGACUGGGGAUAUAACAAUAUUGGGGGAUCUAGAUUAUGAGGACUCUGGAUUUUAUGAUAUAGAUAUAGAAGCUCACGAUGGUCCUGGUCUCCGAGCCAGAAGUAAGGUACUGGUGACAGUUCUGGAUGUAAAUGACAAUGCUCCAGAAGUCAUGGUUACAUCUGUCACCAACUCUAUCCAAGAAACUUCUUCUCCAGGCACAGUAAUUGCACUUUUCAAUGUGCAUGACAGUGAUUCAGGAGAGAAUGGCCUUGUCACAUGUUCUAUUCCGAAUAAUCUGCCGUUCACACUUGAAAAGACCUACGGAAAUUAUUAUCGAUUGUUGACACAGAGAACUCUAGAUAGGGAAGAAGUCUCAGAAUAUAAUAUCACAGUAACUGCCACUGACCAUGGAACUCCACAACUGUCUACAGAAACUCACAUUUUACUGAAGGUGACAGACAUCAAUGACAACCCUCCUGCCUUUUCUCAUGCUUCUUAUUCUGCCUACCUUCCUGAAAACAACCCCAGAGGGGCCUCUAUUUUAUCCAUGACCGCCCAGGACCCUGACAGCAUUGAGAACGCCAGAGUCACUUACUCCCUGGCUGAAGGCAUGCUCCUGGGGGAGCCUCUUUCCUCCUAUGUCUCUGUCAACUCUGACACUGGUGUCCUGUAUGCACUACGCUCCUUUGACUAUGAGCAGGUUAGAGACCUGCAACUACUGGUGACAGCCAGUGACAGCGGGGAUCCUCCACUCAGUAGCAAUGUGUCUCUAAGCCUGUUUGUUCUGGAUCAGAAUGACAAUGCACCAGAGAUCCUGUACCCCUCUCCCCCGACUGAUGGUUCUACCGGUGUGGAGCUGGCACCUCGCUCUGCAGAACCUGGAUAUUUGGUGACCAAGGUGGUAGCAGUGGACAGAGACUCAGGCCAGAAUGCCUGGCUGUCCUACCGCUUGCUCAAGGCCAGCGAGCCAGGGCUCUUUGUGGUGGGGCUGCACACGGGUGAGGUGCGCACUGCGCGCGCCCUGCAGGACAGAGACGCGCUCAAGCAGAGCCUGGUGGUGGUGGUCCAGGACCACGGACAGCCUCCCCUCUCGGCAACUGUCACACUCACAGUGGCCGUGGCUGACAAUAUCCCAGAUGUGUUGGCUGACUUGGGCAGUCUUGAGAUCCCUUCCACCCCAGAAGCCUCGGACCUCACGUUGUACCUGGUGGUAGCAGUGGCUGCUGUCUCUUGUGUCUUCCUUGCUUUUGUCAUCGUGCUGCUGGCACUCAGGCUGAGGCGCUGGCAUAAGUCACGCCUGCUCCAGGCUUCAGGAGGGGGAUUGGGGGGCAUACCCGCCUCGCACUUUGUGGGCAUGGACGGGGUGCGGGCCUUCCUGCAAACGUAUUCGCACGAGGUCUCCCUGACCGCGGACUCGCGGAAGAGUCACCUGAUCUUCCCGCAGCCCAACUAUGCGGACACGCUCAUCAGCCAGGAGAGCUGUGAGAAAAGCGAGCCUCUUUUGAUAACUCAGGAUUUACCUGAAACAAAAGGAGACCCCAGUCUUCAUCAGGUGAGUCAGUCUUGCCACACUGAAACAUAG